GUUGAAAGGUCAGGAGGAGCGGAAGUGUUCGCACUGCGGGGAGACUGGGUUCGGUCCUCCGACCGCGUUGGUGGCUCCGCUGGAGAGAGUGGGGAAAGUAGGAAUUCGGACAAAAUGUCAGGCAUUGCCCUGAAUCGUCUUUGCCAGGAAAGGAAAGCAUGGCGGAAGGACCAUCCCUUUGGUUUUGUGGCCGUGCCUGUGAAGAAUCCAGAUGGCACGAUGAACCUGCUGAACUGGGAGUGUGCGAUUCCAGGCAAAAAAGGGACAACUUGGGAGGGAGGCCUGUUUAAACUGCGACUGCUUUUCAAGGAUGAUUAUCCCUCGUCACCACCGAAAUGCAAGUUUGAACCACCAAUAUUCCACCCAAAUGUAUAUCCAUCAGGAACCGUUUGUCUUUCAAUUCUAGAAGAAGGAAAGGACUGGAGGCCAGCGAUCACCAUCAAGCAGAUAUUAUUAGGCAUUCAAGAACUUUUAAAUGAUCCAAAUGUUCAUGACCCAGCUCAAGCAGAAGCAUACACGAUCUACUGUCAGGACAACGCAGAAUAUGAUAAGAGGAUUCGAGAGCAGGCCCUGCGGUUUGCACCAACAUAAAGAUGUGUCAGAGUGGAUUGUGCAAUGGAGAGGACAAGGAAUGGCACAGCAAGACCGUUUAUCAUUUUAGGGAAGUGUCCAUAUUUUAAAAGUAGGCUUUCGUUUUAUAAAGCCCAGUGUAUUCUUUCCAGCAGGAACCAUUUGUUUUCCACCUCCUAGCCCUGCAAUCUGUGUUUUAUUUGCUUUUGUCAUUGGCACCUAUUGCAAAAAUGAAUGUUGGUCACUUCAAGCCAGGUGCUUGUUGGCUUUACUUUCUCCAAACUAGUUUUGGUCUCCGCAUCAAUUUGUAUUUUUAAUGGUUCAAUUAUAAAGAAAUACACUUAUUUUAAUAAGGAGUAAACUAAUCUUUCAAGAGCUGUAAAUGCUAAAACUUUUAAAUUUCCAAAAUACACAAGUCUAGAUGGUAAUACCUUUACUGGCCAUUUGCAUAUAAACAAAAUAUUGUGUGUGAUUCUGGUGUCGAUAUGGCAGUCUAUUUGGGAGACUUGCUCCACAAGGAAUUGGGCUGGAAGGACUCUCUUCCAUAAGCUGUAAAACAUUACCAUUGUUUACAGCCUUUUGUCCCCAUGUGUCUUUAGAGGAUAAUAAAGAUUUGUACAAAAAUA
This is a messenger RNA of Hypanus sabinus (Atlantic stingray), 1196 nucleotides long. Its product is annotated as SUMO-conjugating enzyme UBC9-like. The record is from RefSeq and is a predicted model, not a curated record. Lineage: Eukaryota; Metazoa; Chordata; Chondrichthyes; Myliobatiformes; Dasyatidae. Gene Ontology annotation, cellular component: nucleus. Gene Ontology annotation, biological process: protein sumoylation. Gene Ontology annotation, molecular function: SUMO conjugating enzyme activity. Bases 115 to 591 code for a protein of 158 amino acids. The transcript has 7 exons.